Toxoplasma gondii ME49 is the source of this 5950-nucleotide messenger RNA. RefSeq lists its product as hypothetical. Bases 1237 to 5217 code for a protein of 1326 amino acids. The transcript has 16 exons. The record is from RefSeq and is a predicted model, not a curated record. NCBI's taxonomy places the organism in Eukaryota, Apicomplexa, Conoidasida, Eucoccidiorida, Sarcocystidae.
CUUCGCUGGGGAGACGAAGCCACUCCGUACGAAAGAAAGCGCUAAUGGAUGGACUACGAUGCCACAUAAGUUUCCAUUCCCAUUUUCCCUUGUGUGGGAAUCCCACUGCUAGUGUUCUGGUUCUUUCUUUCUGCGACAGGGACCGUGUUGCUGGUCUUCAGUUGAUGCGGCCAGCGCCUCAAACCUAAUCGAGUGAGCUGCAGACCAGCGUGCACAGACUUCCCAGUGAGUUUUUAUUCUCCUUUUUCCUGUGGUUUGGUAAGUUGUCUUCUCUAAAUGUUUACCCCGGGCAAUUCUGCCACUGAGGUGCCUUUUCUUUCAAUGAUGUUGUCUAUCUCUUAGGUGGAGCUUUCCCGUACACCUCAGCUCCAGGACUGCAGCGGCCCGACUUCCAACUGAGCGCUUGCGGCUAAAGUUUCUACCCUUGGCCAACCCGCGUUCUGCGUUACGAACUCUCCGCGGAUGCACAUUCUUCUUGUGUAUUUCUGCUUUGCCUAAACGUAUGUUCCAACUCAUACCGAAUGUCCCAUCGCGUCCCUGAAGUUUGAUGCUUGUAGAUACGGAAAGGUAGGUGUGUUCAGCGAGGCCGCUACACACAUCCGAACCGGUGUUCACAUAGUAUGCAUGCUUAAUCGUCUGAUUGUUUAAGCAAACUUCACUUUCACUGGUACUUGUCAAGCUGGUCGUAGCUGCGUUCAGGAACUCCUGCUCACUACAACUUGCUGCCUGAGGUUUGCGCUAAAAAUAUGACAGAGUCCAAGUCUCAUCUCUGUCUUCAACGUUAGAACCACUCGCAUCGUUCAGACUUAACCGCACUCUCGGAAUCUUGAAGAGCGACAGUCUUUUUCUUCCCUUUUCUGGCUGCCGCUGCUUACCCCAGCUAAAAGACCUGGGUUUCAAUGUUCGACGGCUGUCAGGCAUUUCAUCUGGGGCCGUGUCGCGAGUCUUUACGUCUUCGAUGUUCCUCGACCUGUGGCACCGGGAUUCGCUGCGCAUGUGAAUAUGCAUGUUCAUGCUUUAUCUCCACGUUUUUCUUCCACUUGUGCGUCCAAACUUUGUUGCGCACUCCAUCGUUUGCAGUUCUGCCACAGUUCCACAUUGGCUUUGCUCCGGACUUGUCGUACCGGUUUUUUUUCGGGCGAGUUCCGGAUCGCAACAAGCCCUUUAUGACUGCCUACCAAAGCAUUUUGGUCGUCUUUCCAACCUGUCUGUACACGCGAAGUUUCAGCUGCCACCAUGAGCAUGGCGCCUCGGUUUUCAGGUGUUCGCGUGGUUUCGCACCACCGAACUCCUCUUGUUGACUCCAUCGAAGAAGAGAAAGACGCGGGUGUUCCAGGUUGUUCACAUCCGCACUCUGAACCGGAAGAUCCCACUUGCGACCCUAACUCCGGCCAUUCCAAAGAACAACAGUGGGUCCUACGAACCGGCAGCCCCGAGUUUGUGUCAGUGCCUUUGCUGUCAGCUUCUCUCGUCGGUGAACAAUGGAACGCCAGCGAAAGCGUGCCAGGGACCGUAGACAGAGAAACGGAAGCAUCUGCGUUAGGUGUACCUGCGGCACCAGAGGCAUCCCCAGCUCCUGACCAGCGAUCGACAGAUGCUCGUCGCCUGCGGUUUGCGCAUUCAGCCAGUCAGAACGACAGUCUCCUUGUCGAGCUCCCGCAACAUACUCCAGGGAGCAGUUCCGCUCCGACGGGCGCAUUGACGCCGUCGAGCGCUGCAGGCAAGCCGGAUGGGACAGCCGCCGAGCGCUCGCGGUCUUUUGAAGAACUUUCUCCCUCAGAGCUUGUGGCUCCGAGUCGAGUUUCGGAAGAGCAAAGGGGUACUUUUAAAAACCAUGGUGGUCGAGAGACAGGGAGUUCUAGCGGCCUCCAGUUGAGAGACUCGCGAACUCUCAAGGAGUUUGGCGAGGCAGAGGGAAGGGAACCGGUCGGUGAUCCGCGGUCAUUGAUCCCUGCGAACAGCAAGCUGGACGACUUUAGGGAUUUGUCAGAUCCGUGCGACAAGGUGAAGGAAGAAAGGUCUGGAAGACCGAGGCCGGAGGACGAAGACGGCACCGGGCAGGUCUCGGUCAGGAGCGACAGCGUCAGCGAUGCCAUCAGCAGCAUCCAGCAACUAGGCUCAGUGCGCUGUGUGAAACAGCCGCUCGGUUCGUUCGAGGAGACGCUGACGUACAUGAAGUUCCGCGAAUACGUCCGUAGACACCACGGCGUGUUCGGCACCACGACCGCGAGUGCCUGCAUCUGGUGGAUUCUCGGAUGCCAGUUUCUUGUCAUCACUGUCGCGCUCAUGACCUGCCACACAGACCCGGAGUCCAACACCCACCGACGCAGCUUCGUCGAUUUGAACAAGACGGUUGGACGCGUUUGCGUCUACUUCUUCUGCUCGCUCGCGCUCACGGCCAUCCUGGCGCUCAAGUUCGCGGGGCCUCUCAUGCUUAUGUGGUCGGUCAGGCUGUCCAAACUCGCCUGCGCUGUGCUUCUGAUCUUGGCUCCAUCUAUACAAAUUCGAGAGUCUGCGCGUGGCGACGCCAUCUGCACGACUGUCCUCUACGUUGACUCUCUCCAACUGAACGGGAUGGUCCUCUUCAACGGCAUCUUCACCCAGCUGCAGUUGCUCAUGUUCAUCUGCAGCAUGUUCAACUGCCUCUUCUGGGGCAGACUCCACGCGUACUGGUUCCAGAACCACUCCGUCAAGCUCUGGAACAUCGUCAAGAAACAAAAAGUUCAACUGCAAAUCCCCCAACCCAUCGAAAAGGCUCUCAACACUCACCAUCAUUCCGAGAGAGAUCUGGCAGACGGCCGGGUGAUCAACGCAGACGGAGAGUACAUCGAGGUCCACGGCUUUUCUUUCAUGGACUGGCUGCGGCGCCUGUUGACGUGGGCAGUUCCAAGUCGUUUUCUCCCUGCGAGUCUCAAGCCGUCUGUUUCCGUUGUAUUCUACGUGGGGCAAGUUGACUCAAGAGGUCUACCACAUGGAUUCGGACGCUGGAGAUCCGAGGCCUACCACGGAGAAUCCAUCGUUGGAUACUGGGACCACGGGAUUCCCGUUGGCCCCUUCAAGAGCCGCGAGUUUGGCACAGGGUCAGGUUUCAUGUGCAUUCGCAUUGGUUGGUGCAAAGUCACCAAAGGACCCCUUCGACCCGAAAUGCAACUCGGCAUCGGAGACGCCGAGUGUUGCGUCAGCGGCGCAUUUUUCCGGACUUUUCCGCGAGUCACACUCUACCCCCUGAGGGCGAAGGAACAGUCUGAGCUCGGGAGUGUAUGGUAUCGUCAUGGUCUCGACGAAGCAGUUGCCAACGACAACAAAGGUGCUGCCGUCGCCCGGCUCUCCAACUUCAGCUACACCCACGAAUCGCGUGCCUUAGGUGUACCCAGCGCUCCACAACACACGCGAUCGCUGGAGAGUGUUGGCAACGACAAUUUACCCUCCAGGUCUUACGGAGAAUUAGGUCGCGGCAGCGACGACAUCAUUGCCGAUAUCGGCGGCCGUCUGCAGAGAAUGCGGGGCUCGGUCAUCCAGCGUGCCCAUCUGUUCUUCAAACGGAGAUCAGAGGGCUUCGACAGUGACACGCGGGAGGCCUUCUUCAAGGAAUGUCAGCGUCUGUGCCUUAGCCGAAUGGUGCCUCAUCUCCCCAACUUCGGGUUGCUAUUCACAACGGAGCUCCACAUCACAGUCGACCCAGAGCGAGGUCUCUACAUCGCAGGCUGGGUGCCGGUGUCAGCAGUGCUUCCACUCGGAACCGUGGAGGCGGCAAAGCCGAGACUGCUGCCGCAGCAUGCAGCCUCUGAUUCAGAUAAUGCAGGAAAUCCUCGAGACGACGAGCUGCUUUCAGACAUCAGAGGGCCCCGUGACAAACAGAAAACUCGACAAAUGUCAGAGUCGCAGCUGCGCGCCCGGGGCUUCCACCAGCGGUUCGGUCUUGCGCUGCACGGUCCGGAGAUGAUGAUCAAGCGAAAGGCAGGAAAGGGGGGUCUGCGCAACACUGUUGUCGGGGAUUUCUUCUACGAGAGGCCGCGAAUCCGGCGUCAAACGUACGAUGGAGAAUCAAAGCGCCUGGUUGUGCGAAUUCGGAAUAACGCAAACCGGAAAACACAAAACGCGCGAGGGUCGGGGUCGAAGCCUCUGAGCAACACACCGAGCACGCAUUCCAUAAUGGCGAAAACUCUGAAGCAUGGUGUUUCCUUCUCCCCGAAUGACCCUUUGGCUCCGGAUGACGAUCCCAUGAAAGGUUUCAACUGGAUGACCAGCGCUCCGGAGCUUCAUAUCGACGGCUGGCGGCGAGCAGAGGUGGCUGGGAUUCCUGAGGCGCUUAUCUUCAUUCACGGAUACAACACGAACCAUGUACAGUCGUUGCAGAUCAUGGCGCAAAUGCUUUCCUUUGGAAACUUCCCCAGCUAUAUCAAGCCAUUCCUCUUCACGUGGCCCGCAGGGCGCAACUUUACAGAGUUUUUUGAAGCCCGUGAAAACGCAAACAACCCCAAAAUUCAGCAGUGCUUUCAUGAAUUCAUCGUCUCUUUACGAGAUAACGGCAUCAGGCAGAUUCACAUCAUGGCGCACAGUCUCGGAUCUCGGCUCUUAAUGAACAGCCUUCGUGGCAUGGCAGAAUUCACCUUCAGCAAGUCACUGGACACAGAAAAUGACGGCAAACUUCCAACGCAGUUUCAAGACCGCAUGCAACUGGUUUCGUUGAUCUUCUUGAACCCAGAAUUCUUUUUGGAUGAUUUCGUUUUGCGGGAAUACUCGUUUCUGCGGCAGUACUGCAGCAACAUUUCGCUAUUCUGUGAUGCUCAUGACGGGGCGCUCUGGUGGUCAGAGCUCUUCAGUGGACGGCAGGCAUUGGGGCGUAGUGUCUUUGGUCUCUACACAAGACCUAGGGAGGACGAAUCGGCGAGUGAUGUGCCUCCAAAGCUUCCACCCGUAUUCGCCGAAACAAUGGCAUGUUUUCAAGGUUAUGAACCGGAUUAUCUCAAAUCUGAUACCAGAGAUUGGCUAGAUCUGGACGUCAUUGAUAUGACGUGGCUCGGUCAUAAUGUCCACUCAAUGAGGCAUUCAUAUUGGCCCCUGAACCGCGAGAUUAUUGAAGACAUUCGGGAGCUUGUAGUCACAAGGAAGAGAGCGCGUCAACGAACUUCACGUCUCGAUCGACGUGAAGGAAACGUGUGGGUGUACCGGGUGGCGCCUUCUUCGCUCACUUCUAUUUUUGACAGCGAUAUUUGACGCUCUAUACACUGAUCAAUGACGGUCUGUGUGUCUUCGCUCGUCUGGUCAUGCUAGUAACGGUAGAAAUACUCAGUCACGUUCCCACUUGCGGUAGAUUCAGGUACCAUGUGUUUUUCGGCUUUGCGUGCUGCUUUUUCCAUGCGACUCAGCUGUUGUGGAAUUGCGUCGCUAUUGGUGGGAUGUGUAGUCUGACGAAGCUGCGAGCACCUGUGGCGUAGUUUUGUCAAGUGGCAAUUCUUUUUGCUUUGGCUUUUGUCGCGAAGAACCUACUCCCCAUGUACAUUGGAAGCAUUACUGAACUCGCUGCUGGGGUAGCUCUCUGCUGACAAUAGGAAGUGAAGCCGUGUAGGCGCAAGUGAAAGAAUGACCUUUCUGUGCCAUUAGCAGUUAACACUUUGACAGUAAUUGGGCUGGUGCCGCUGGAGAAGCGAAAAAAACGCUGUGGACUACGAAAUGGUAUGAGUAGUAUGCUUCACCUGAGGUGUCCUGAGCCUCUGUCCGUGUCGUUUUUGUUUUGCGCUCUGGGGCAGCGCCACGUGCGGUGUGAUGGAAGGAUCUCAGGCUGCAUGUGUAUUACACUGUACAUUAUUAUAGAUUCGGGAAACCUGGUGUCACUACCCGGCGGCAUCAUGUACCUGCCCCAAGGAUUUUCCUGGAUCUUCAGGCAGGCAACUAAGAAGAGAAGCUGCUGUAUGAAAGAAAAGAGCUUUUCCGAGAAGCAAUCGGUGCA